AAAUUAAAAUAAAAAGUAUAAUAUCUCAAGAAAAAAUCAAAAUCGUUGAGAAGAAAAAGAGAAGAACCAUAUUUGAAGAAGAGAACGAGUUGACUCAGUGAAAAAUCAAGAAAUGGGAGAAGAAGCGACACGAGUUAUGAUUGGAGUGAACGAGUCAAGCUUGAAGGGUUAUCCUCAUCCUUCAAUCAGUAGCAAAGGUGCUUUCGAUUGGACCGUUUCCAAAAUCAUUCGUAACAAUGUUUCUGCUUUUCAUCUUCUUUUUCUUCAUGUUCAAGUUCCUGAUGAAGACGGUUACGAUGAUGUGGAUAGUAUCUAUGCAUCGGGUGAAGACUUUAAGAACAUGAAACAGCAAGAAAAGGCUAGAGGGACUCAUCUGCUGGAAUACUUUGUCAAUAGGUGUAACGAAAUUGGGGUGACCUGUGAAGCAUGGAUAAAGCAGGGUGAUCCCAAAGAAGUGAUAUUGAAUGAGGUGAAACGGGUUCGUCCAGAUUUACUAGUUGUUGGAAGCAGAGGUCUUGGACCUUUCCAAAAGGUUUUUGUUGGCACUGUUAGUGAAUUUUGUUGGAAGCAUGCUGAAUGCCCUGUCAUGACUAUCAAACGCAAUGCAGAUGAAACUCCAAGGGACCCUGUUGAUGACUAGUAUUUCGACAUUGGAUAUAGAUUACCUGUGUUUGUGGAGCUGAAAAAAUAAAAACAAAAUAUUGAACAUAAUGAAGAUUAGUGUAUGCAGUUGUUCAGUGUAGGAACAUGAGCAUGAUCUCGAACUUUUCGAGCUUUCUUGCGCUUGUUCAUUGUCUCCUUUAUUUGUAUCUGUCUGCAGUUGUUGAUUUCUUUGAAUGCAUGUACAAAGCUAUCUGCUUGUGUGGUUUGUAGUUUGUUCUCUAUCUUUUGAAAUACAAUUGUGUAAUAGCACUCAAUAAUAUACUUGUCUAUGCAUGAACUAUAUCAUUUUGGCAGGCCAAAAUCUUUGGUAGAUGCAAGAUUGCACAUGGUUAA
Messenger RNA from Medicago truncatula (barrel medic), 996 nucleotides. Its product is annotated as universal stress protein A-like protein. The record is from RefSeq and is a predicted model, not a curated record. Bases 113 to 640 code for a protein of 175 amino acids. The transcript is spliced from 4 exons. Lineage: Eukaryota; Viridiplantae; Streptophyta; Magnoliopsida; Fabales; Fabaceae. Gene Ontology annotation, molecular function: AMP binding.